Paramecium octaurelia is the source of this 532-nucleotide messenger RNA. Lineage: Eukaryota; Ciliophora; Oligohymenophorea; Peniculida; Parameciidae. The record is from the annotation of a GenBank genome assembly.
AUGGCUAGUGUAACUUAAUCGACCGAUAACUCAUCUACAUCACCUUAUGGCUUUGUUCCUCAGACAAAGGAAAAGGAAUCUAUUACCUUCAAUCUCAGUUGGAAGGCAUUGUUAAGAAAAAAAAAUUAGACUAAACGCCCCAUUUUCAAAACUGCUCCAAGACUAACAGAAUCAAAAAAGUCAAAGAAUAUCCCUAAAAAUGUUUCCAAAGCCAUCAUUCAAUAGAUUCUGAAUAAAAAUGUCAUGAAUCAGAUAACGGAUCAUGAUGAGUUCCUCAAAUUCAUCAAUAGACAUAAAAAAAUCUAAAAUCUAGCUAAUCUCAUCAAAAUAACAAGACCUCAUAAGAUAGCAAAACUAAAUAAAUUAUAGCAAUAAUUUAGAUAGAUCUGGUAUAUUAAUCCUUUAAAUUUUUAGUUGGAAUUUUCUAAAAAAGGAAUACAUACCUUACGUAUUCAAUUCCAAAAUCAAAAACCCAGAAGGUCAUUUGAAAUAUAGAAUUCAGUUUAUGAAAGUAUUUGCCGAAUAAUAAUGA